AAAAAUAAUUGGUACAGAACCAAUUCCUUGUGAACUUUUCCCACCUCUUACUAUGUGUCAUUUAGAAUCAGAAUUAAUAUCACGUUUGGUUUCUUUUUAUAAUGAUAUAUAUUUAGAAAAAGGGGUAAUUUUUUAUUCUGGAAAACAAAAUCACACAGAACUUAAUCAAGUUCAUGUAAAUUCUUUAAUUAUAAAAGAAAAUUUCGAAAUGUUUUCAUCAGUAGGUUGUAAAUCAGAUCUUAAUGCUAAUAUUAUUGCACAAUUUUUAAAUGAGAACAAAGAAGUUUCUGAUGACAAUGUUAAUAAGUCAUUGAAAACUAAAACUAAUAGUAAUAAUAAUAGUAAUAGUAGAAGAAGAAAAUCGUUAAAUUCUUUAAUGAUUACCACCGAAUCACCGAUAAAAAGAUUAAAUAAAAAAUCCAUGAAUACAUCCAAAUUAACUGAAAAAAUAAAUCCAAAAACUACCAUUGUUAAUGAUGUUAGCAAUAAACUUUCCUCAAAAAAUAAAUCACCUACAAAACAACAACAAUUUAACAAACCCUUUUUAUCUAAAGCUCCUAAAACAACUACAACUAUGUCAACAACAAAAUGCGUUUCUUCCCCCUUAUCCAUUUUUCCUUAUUAUCAAGAAGAAAAAAUUGAUACCGUUAAUGUAGUAAGCACCACUACCACAUCACAAAGUUUAUCGCCAUCAUCACCUGGCUCUCGUAAACAAAACUUGGAUGUAAUAUUUGACACUUUUGUUAAGAGAUAA
Molecule: messenger RNA, 754 nt
Organism: Entrophospora sp. SA101
Lineage: Eukaryota; Fungi; Glomeromycota; Glomeromycetes; Entrophosporales; Entrophosporaceae
Source: the annotation of a GenBank genome assembly